GUGGGUGUGGCAUGUUACCGAGUGAUGACGGUGACAACAUAGUCUUGGUGAUCGACUACUCUUAUCUACACCUGGCCUGUCCAUAUCUUACAGGUACAGGGGGCGAGUGGCUCGACGAUGUGUCCGCUAUCCACACCCGUAUCACCCCACACUCGCCAAGUUACUACCUCCCCCUCCCCACGUGCACCUUUCACUGUGCGUGGUUGCCAGGCAACGAUGUGUUGCCCCUAAAAUGUAGCUGCCACCAACAUUGUUUACAUGGCUCACACGCCUACGGGGUGGUCAGUCAGCACAUAGAAUGAAACUAAUACCUCUGAUGGCAGUGUAACACCAUUUCAGGACCUGUUUGUCUACUCAGAAAGCAAUGGCCAGAAAAGCGCUUCAUCUUGUCGUAGAUUUGGAAAUACAGGCUGUAACAUGCCCAGGAGUAUGGCUCUGUCCCAAUGGGAACGUGCAACUCCUCUUUUCGAUGUUGGGUGAAGAAGUGCAAACCAAAAGACUGCCCCCAGUGUUUCCUUUGCUAUUCCAUGAAAAACAUGUUUUUGAGAAGACAUUUCCAAGUGCUGGUUGUCUAGCAGAGGUGCAGGAUACUCUUGGGCGGGAGAAUGUGUAUGCUGUGUUGAUUCAGGAGGUGGAAGGACCUAAUGGAAGCGCUGCUGUCCAAUUGGCUCGGUUCCACAGCAGUGCUUUGCAUAUUUUGUACCCUUCCCCCUGUUCGAAGGGACUUCUAGCCGGAGUUGAUGUUGACUUAUUGAUGGAAGCAUCAGCAGAUUUCCCAGGAAUAUUGAGUCCAAAAAUUGAACUGUCAACAAAAACAAUAGUCAAAGAAGUUGCUAGUGCUGUUCAAGAUGGAUAUAUAAUUAAUCCCAAAACAUUAAGUUCUCAGAGAAUAUCCUUGCGCCAUUGUGCAGAAGGGGAUGUAAAAACAACUGAUCCAAGAGGAAAAUUUAGGAUAAGUUCCACAAGACAGCCUGAACAAGGUCAGAAAUUUAAGCAUGGUCAAGGCUCAAGUAACAGUUGGGCAAUACCCAGGGUUCCACCAAGUCGUAUGCAACACCGAAGUAGUCAUUCAAACGUCAAUGCACAUCCAAAUAGACAUCUACACUGCACAGAAAAAUGUGGAUUACAAGAAUCUACACAAGACUGCAAUGAAUUUUGUCACUGUGGCACAGAACACUCAGCAAGUAAGUGUCCUUUGUGCAUGCAAUACAAAAAUGUUUUCAGCUCAUUCUCGGAUUUCAAAGAUACUCAACAAGAUCAAUACAGAAAUCAUCCUGCAGGAUGCAUGAAAAAAUGGCCAAUAUCUGCCAAAAUUGAAAACACAAACAGGCUAUCAAAGUCACUUCAUGACCAUGUGGAUCGAAUCUUAGAACCUACAAUGAGUAAUAUACUACAUAAUAGGGAUUUUAAUGCCUAUGCCCCUUUCUCUCAAUCCCAGUCCCAUCACGGAAUCAGCCAGAGAAAGCAGGAGUCCAACAUUACAGAAUCAGUCAAGAAACCAUGUGAAUCAGACCCAUGUUUUCAAGUCAGCUGUGGUAGCGGCGAUGAAUACAUUUCGCAUCGAAAAUUAUUUUAUGCUAAUCUUGAGAAAUUCUACAGAAAACUUUAUGAUCGAGCAAAGAGCAGAGCACAGGAAGAAAAUUGUUCUGGGACGAACGGGAAUUAAUUAAUGACAAACUUUGUUAAAACUGUGAU
This is a messenger RNA of Thrips palmi, 1695 nucleotides long. RefSeq names its product spermatogenesis-associated protein 6. Gene Ontology annotation, biological process: spermatogenesis. The transcript is spliced from 11 exons. NCBI's taxonomy places the organism in Eukaryota, Metazoa, Arthropoda, Insecta, Thysanoptera, Thripidae. Bases 365 to 1666 code for a protein of 433 amino acids. Gene Ontology annotation, molecular function: myosin light chain binding. The record is from RefSeq and is a predicted model, not a curated record.